GAUGGCGUCCCGUCCACCUUGAAUCGUUGCUCUAGGCGAUACAAAAUGUCCGCUUAUCUGCUACUUGUUCAAGUAGGAAGGCCCCCGUGUUCCGUAGGCAAUGACGUCGCUGCCACCACCAUCGUCUUCUCCCGUCAUUGCUGGUGGAGACGACGGAUUCCGGUGAGGUGGGAGGGUAUUCCCGAGCAGUGCUAUUUCUUGCCCGGAUUCGCAGCAGCCAAUGCCUCCUCCUCUCCGGAACCUCUAGGGUUUAUCCGAAGCGAUGCCUCAUCCUCUUUCGAUUCAAAGCCUCCAGGCUCCGAAGCGAGCUCAGAUGUCGAUGAAUCUAUUAGCAGCAGACGCUGCCCUUCUGGGUCGCCCCACCAGAUUCUUGGACCGCCACAGAACUUCUCGUCUCCACGUCUUCAAUCGGAUUUGUACUCCCACUGCUCGGAUUUCAAUCGGUUUGUCUUCUCUUCCUUGUGGGAACUUCAAACGCGGCCGAAAGCCAUUCCAUUUUGGUGAGUUCAACUGCUUUAGAGACCGUACUCAUGAGAUUUUGUCCGAUGGGUCUAGUGCGGAGCCCAAUGCGAGUAAGGAGAUUGUUUUGGAUGAGAGAGUUCGGGUUUUUGGAGAUUCCGUGAGGUGGGGGAUUCGUUUUGGCGUUUCUGCGAUGGCCUGUGGGCUGUUUGUGAUGAGGUCCCAGAGAGUUCUUGCGGCAGAUGGAGUCGCGGAGGCUUGUGUUAGGGUUUUGGGGACGGAUGGAAUGGUGUUUAGGGGGUUGUGGUCGAAGCUAUUGCAGGUCCUUAGUGUUCUCAAAGAGCAAGGCCUGAUUUUGGCUGCACUAUUGGGUCUUUCUGCGUUCUUCUCCAUGGCAGAGACGUCCAUCACGACUCUGUGGCCGUGGAAGGCUCGUGAAUUGGCUGAAAAAGAGCCCGAGAAUGGUGUCUUCAGAAUGCUUUGUAGUGAUGUUACUCGAUUCUUGACGACCAUUCUUAUUGGCACAACUGUAGUCAAUAUUGGUGCUACGGCACUUGUCACGGAGGCGGCAACUACAAUUUUCGGUGAAGCUGGAGUUAGUGCAGCUACAGGAGUUAUGACUGUUGCUAUAUUGUUACUAACGGAAAUUACUCCAAAAAGUGUUGCCGUUCACAAUGCCACAGAGGUAGCUAGAGUUGUUGUAAGGCCAGUUGCAUGGCUUUCCUUGGUGCUGUAUCCUGUGGGAAGAGUUGCUACUUUUCUUUCUAUGGGAAUGCUGAAGAUGCUAGGUCUGAAAGGUAGAAGGGAACCAUAUGUGACUGAAGAUGAGGUGAAGUUAAUGCUGAGAGGAGCAGAGGAUUGUGGAGCAAUAGAGGAAGAAGAACAGGAUAUGAUUGAAAAUGUUUUAGAGAUAAAAGAUACGCAUGUCAGAGAGGUGAUGACACCUCUGGUAGAUGUAGUUGCAAUUGGUGCAAGUGCAAAACUCGUUGAUUUUCAAAAGCUAUGGGAGACUCACCAAUAUUCUAGGGUACCUGUUUUUGAGGAGCGUAUAGACAAUAUUGUAGGCAUUGCAUACGCCAUGGACAUGCUAGAAUGCAUUGAAAAGGUUGAAAUGCUGAAAGAGAUAACUGUGAAAGAGAUUGCACACAUGCCUACAUAUUUCGUUCCUGAUUCAAUGUCUGUCUGGAACCUGCUUAGAGAGUUGCGCGUAAGGAAGGUUCACAUGGCUGUAGUUCUGAAUGAAUAUGGUGGAACUGUUGGUAUUGUGACUUUGGAAGAUGUUGUUGAGGAAAUUGUAGGUGAAAUCUUUGAUGAGAAUGAUUCCAAGGAAGAGAUCCAGAAAAAAACUGGUCACAUAGUGAUGCAAGAAGAUGGAACAUUUGAUGUUGAUGCAAAUACAUCAAUUGACCAGCUUUCUGAGGAAUUAAAUAUCAAAAUACCUGAGGAUCAUCAAUAUGAGACGGUAUCUGGUUUCAUCUGUGAGUCUUUUGGAUAUAUACCAGAAGAAGGUGGGAAGACUGUUGUGGUAGUUGAGAAGGAAAACCAAGAAGAAAAUAGUGAAUACACAGAUACUGAAUACAAUCAUCACAAUGAGGAGACACAUCAAACAUAUGAACUUGAGAUAAUGGAAGCUAAUGCCAGAAAAGUCAGCAGAGUCCGUUUUAAGCCAAUUCACAAUAAUAAAGUUGCAGACCUGGAAACAAAAGGUAUAAAACGUCUGGUUUCCACCAAAGUUAUCAAAAGGAAGACUCCAUCUGAUCCCCAGGGGAAGAUGAAAGAAGGCCACCCUUCUCAAGUCCAAUUGCAGGGUACAAUGGAAGGCUUAAACUGUUAUGUGAUUAAUAACAAUACAACAGAUGAUCAUUAUGGUAAAGAUAGCUAGUAAUUACAUUGCACACGGAAUCUAUCUUUUCAUUCCUCUUACAUCACUGGAGAAGGAUAGGAAAAUAAGAAAAUAAAAGCAACCACGGAAGUAACGAAAACCAAGGAUGGAAAUGAAAUGAAAUCUGAGAUUGUUACAGGUGCAGGGAAGUAUCAACAUCUGUUUCAUUGUGGCGAACUGAGCCAUUGUCUCUGGGCUCGUUAGGCCACAGGCUCAUUGAGAGUGAGAUCUCAAGGUCCUCGAAUUGAGUGCGAUUGCCUUGUGUAUCAAGCUGUUGGGAUGGAGGAGCUUGGAGAGGCUGGGAAGGACGGAUCAAAUCCGGAUGAAAGAACCACUUGGGUUGCUCACAGUAGGCACCCGGGCUUGGGCGAUCCCCAUCAGCUGCAGGCACUCUUAUGAGCUCUCUUUCUUCCCUCAUCUCUUUGACUCUCUGUAGUUGCCUGAAUCUCUCCUGCAGGAGGGCAAUGGAAGAGUGGACAAUCGGGUCAUUGUUUUGCCUCCCCAUGAUGCCAGUGUGAACUGAGACUCCAAAGCACAGUAGCUUGGUGGAUGAGAGAUGUUGGGAUUGAUGGGAGUGUCUUUGGUCUUAAGGAUCUAUCUGAGGGAUGGCCGUGCCUAUUAUUUAUAGGGAAUGGAUGGUGUCCUCUUGCAUUUAUUUUAUAUGAUUUUGUGCCCUUUGAUUGUUCCUGGAUGAUGUCAAUGAGAGAGGAGAAUCAACUGAGGAGCUGCUACGGCCAAGAAGGAAAGGCUCUGGGGGCUAUCUAAGGAGUUGGGUUAGUGGAUGGGAGCAGGAGUAAAGCCACUUUUUGAAAGGGAGAUAGGGGUGGGAGCAUAGUCCAAGGGAGGGUGGAGGUUAGCAUUUGGAGUCGGGUUUGGAGGAGAAUAUGAAGUUGUGUGAUGGGUUUGUCGCCUGCUCCUUGCCUUAAAGAAAUGACCUUUUAGUGGGUUUCGGAGGAAAGAGUUAUCAUCCCUUUUGUUUCUUUCGUUGUUUAGUCCAGUAAAAUGUCCUGGACUGACUGAAUGACCCAAAUGAACCGAUCCAGACUGGAGCUUGGACAGUGGUUUGCAAUCUAGUCUGAACCAUUGCUUUUAUAACAGCAUCUUUGUUUCACAGUACGGCAUCCGCAUCCUGGGACCCAAAUAUUCUGGAGAAGAUCUAAAAGAAAAUUCUGUAUUGCUAAAGUAUGCUCUGUAAUUUCUAGCUCUUUUUUUUUUUCCUUCUUUUUUUUUUUUGUGUGAUGGAAGUUUCGUGGAACCAAACUAAAAUGCACCACUCAGAACAUCCUCCAAGUGCAUACGCUGGGUUCAUCUUUGUUCCCCAUAGAUAUCUAAAGGAAAAUUUUGAAUGCCCUGCGUGCAGUGUAGUUUGGCAUAUUCAUAGUGGUGUGGUUGGUGUUGUUUGUAAAUUGACCAGAGUCUUUGGGUACUUUAACCAAAUUAAGGUUUAAAAUAACAGAAAUUAUAAUGGUUUUGUGUUUCUCUGUUAUGUUACCUAAAUAUGGCAUUGGACAAAAGAUGAAAGACAUUAUAAGAGGUUUGUGUAAUAUUCCGAUGGCCCA
This is a messenger RNA of Elaeis guineensis (African oil palm), 3900 nucleotides long. Its product is annotated as putative DUF21 domain-containing protein At3g13070, chloroplastic. Gene Ontology annotation, molecular function: flavin adenine dinucleotide binding. Lineage: Eukaryota; Viridiplantae; Streptophyta; Magnoliopsida; Arecales; Arecaceae. The record is from RefSeq and is a predicted model, not a curated record.